AUGCAUAAACUCUUAAUCUUUCUGUUCAGCCUGUUCUUUGCUUCCGCCGUAUCCGCCGACGCCCUCGACGAUGCAAUAGCCCUUUUCAAACGCCAAAGCGUUCAGCUAUCCACCGGCGGCACCGACACCACGGCCAGUGAAACAUCAUCAUCUGCACCAACAUCUUCUUCUAGUGAUGAUGACUCGACGACCUCCCCUACCAUAUCGCCAACAUCCUCUCCAACAGUCGUGACAGAGUCUUCUACCAUCACUCAAAGCCCAACCGUGUCUCCUUCAACCACGAUUGUCGUGACCACGUCUACCUUUACUCCUAGUUCCGACAGUUCUGCUGCCACUACCGAGGCCUCGGUGUCCAGUCCCACCACCAGCACAACCACCCCUUCACGAACAUUGAUCACAACUAGUGCGACUGAAGAGAUAAUCACUACAAUCACAAGCGUCCAUGCGGGAAGCACCGUACACAUUACAAGCACGAGCAGCGGCUUGGUUCCCAUCACUACGAGUGUUGACCCUGCCUCGUUGACCAACGGCAGCGGAACUCAUGGUAGUUCUGGGCUCAGUGACACAGCCAAGAAGACAAUUGGUGGCGUGGUUGGCGGUGUUGGCGGUGCCUUGCUUCUUGCUGGUCUGGCCUAUACCGCCUGGCGAAUCUGGGGCAAGAAGAAGAACCUCCAUGACGAUGACCUGUACGACCCCAACCUCAAUCAGGACAAGCUCAGUGCAACUGCGGGAUCCGAUUCCACACCUUUCCGCUCAACUCUGGAUCAAUAUCACAAUCCUGGGACGGUGAAUACAGCUUCCAACUUCUGA
This is a messenger RNA of Capronia epimyces CBS 606.96, 810 nucleotides long. RefSeq lists its product as uncharacterized. Lineage: Eukaryota; Fungi; Ascomycota; Eurotiomycetes; Chaetothyriales; Herpotrichiellaceae. The transcript has a single exon. The record is from RefSeq and is a predicted model, not a curated record. Bases 1 to 810 code for a protein of 269 amino acids.